Empidonax traillii (willow flycatcher) is the source of this 3149-nucleotide messenger RNA. RefSeq names its product exocyst complex component 3 like 4 (gene EXOC3L4). The coding region runs from base 441 to 2468 and encodes 675 amino acids. Gene Ontology annotation, molecular function: SNARE binding. Gene Ontology annotation, cellular component: exocyst. Lineage: Eukaryota; Metazoa; Chordata; Aves; Passeriformes; Tyrannidae. Gene Ontology annotation, biological process: exocyst localization; exocytosis. The transcript has 12 exons. The record is from RefSeq and is a predicted model, not a curated record.
AACUCUUUCCUUCUUUUAAAUGCUCAGGCAUAGGGAAAGCGAAACAGUGCCACAGUCUCUCCUGGCAAGCAAAGAGGUGAAGGUGCAAGAGGUGUUGGGCAGGUGCGGACAGGCCUUUUUGUCCACUUUUCACAGCCCCUUUCAGACGGAAAAGGAGGAUGGAGAGCGGCGCCACUCUCUGAGGAGCCCCUCAACCAGCGCGUGCAUGAGGAAUGGUGUCUCAGUCAGCUGAUGUGGGUGAGCUGACCUUACCUCUGUCCUGCAGAUCUGCCCACCUGCCACUGCAUCUCCCCUGGAUUUCCUGUGGCACGGAGCCGCUCUCAGUUUCUUUCCUGUGGAUCAUUCCUGUGCCAUCCCAGCUCACCGCGGAGGGGAUCAGUUUGUGAUUGUCAUCAGCCUGUUUGGUAAACCUCUUGUUGAAAGACAAGAAAAAUAGAAACAUGGAGUUAGACCCAAGGAGCGUGACCUCAGAACCAGCCUCUCCGACGAGCAGUGCUGGGGAGGAAAAGAUGGAGGUUAUUUCUGAACUGAGCAGCCCGACUUCACACAGGAGGGACAGUGGGUUCUUUGAAAGAAGUAUUAGAAGGUUAAGCAUCCGGAAACCAAAACAAAGUCCGAACAAAGAGAGUGGGAAGGAAGAUACUGGCACUUGGAAAGGAAAAAGACUUUUGCGAUCAUUCAGGAGCUAUGAGGAGAACAAAACCACGAUCUGUAAUGGUGUGGAGGAGAUUGGUGAAAAAGAAGAAGAAGAGCCCAUUCAAGGAAAACCUCUUUCAGUAAUGGAAAUCAAUGAACUUAUUCAGAAAAGACAACUCUUGGAAGCAUUUGCAAGUAUCAAGUUAUUGGAAGAUGAGACUAUCUCUGAACGGGAUGCUGAGAAAUACAACGAUAACCCUCAGGAGCUUGUACGGAAAUCCAAGGAUGUGGAUUUGCUUUAUAACUCCAUCACAAAUGCUAUCCAGUCCAUAGUGGAGGGAACACUGGAAGCUUCCACUGUAGAGAAUAUCAUGCUGACCUCCAUGGUGACUUUAAUUGCCCGUGAAGAAGCAGCUCAUCCCAACACAGACAAAGCUGUAAAUCCAGGGUCAGACUUGCUUGGAAGGCCCAGAAAGUGGAGGGAGAUUUGGAGGGAAGCAAUCAACGAGAGUGCUAAAAAAAGAGUCCUGAAGGCACCCAUGGCAUCAAAAGAAGAAGAUAGUUCUUGGCUUGAUCUCCACUUAAGUUCCCUCCAGAAACUCCUGAGGGAAGAUUUACUGAAAAUCAAGUUAUCAGUAAAAAAGUGCUAUCCUGAGGAGUACCAGGUGUGUGACACAUAUGUGGAGGCUUUUCAUAAGGCCGUUGCCUCACAUUUGCAACACCUCUGCCAGGGACUACUGGAUUUCAAUGAGCUCUACACCUUACUGAACUGGGUGGCCAACACCUACCACAGGCUAAUCAACUGGUCUGAGUACGUGUCAGUCCAGAGGAAAGAGAAAAUCAAAAGUUAUUUUGGAAACAUCCUGAGACUAGAGGUCACAGAGAAGUGGGAGAAGGAAGUUCAUUCAGAAGUGAAGGAAAACCUCUACCACGCCUCGCUCUCCUUUGAUAUUCAAACGAUCAUCGGCGAGCACAUGAAGUUAUCUGGAGCUAUCAGCAGAAGCCUGGAAACAAAAAUGCUUGAGCUGUGCAUGACAGAGCUGCUUGAAUUCAUACCAAGGUUUGAGAAGGAGUUCACGGCGUGGAGCACUGCCCAGGACAGCCCCAUCUUUGCAGCCUAUGUUGUUGCCUACAUAAACAGCUUCCACGAACUAAUGUCAGGGUUAGAAAGAGAGUUUCACGUCGACACUGAGGAACUGCAGAAGAUUUUGGCAGCUCUGACAAGGAACUUCACAAAUAUUUUUCUAACCAAAUUAAAAAUAAAAGCACAGCCAUUCCUGAAGAAAAUCCUGACCAAGGACUGGAUUUUGGAUACAGAAAGGCCAGUCUCACUGGCAUUAGCAGUCUCACAGUUCUCCGAGCACCUGCAGCACAUGAGGGAGCCCACUGGGAAGGAGCUUCUACGUGAAGUUCACAGAUACGUGGUGAAGGAAUAUAUUGCACAGGUCAUCAAACACAGAUGGAGAAUGAACAGGGAGACACGGCAAAGAGUGAGCGAAAAAAUGGACCUGGAAGCCAAAAUCUUUCAUAAUAUGCUCAUUGAUCAGGGCUCUGACUCUGACUGGCCCACUCCCGCCAUAUACCACAUUGCCGAGAUCAUUAGGGAGAAGAAGAAGGACAAGAUCGAGGUGUAUGUCAAGAAGCUGUGUCAGAAUUAUCCAGAUAUCAGGAAGGACCACAUCCUGGCCAUCCUCGCGCGCCGGGGGCUGGGGCGCACCAGGAGAGCGGCAAUUUUUCGGCAAGUCCGCCACGUGCUGGAAAGCUCCAGUGGAGGAGAGGGCAACACGCUUUUCGCUGAAAUUGAUGUUCCGGUGGUUAUAAGCUGCUUCUAAAACAGAACCAGAACAGCAGUCAGCAUCCUCCCACCUCCUACGCUGACUCUACAUGUGAUCCAAAAUCUGCUAUCCCAUCUUGCUCCUCUGUAAACCCAAAUUUGUGACUGCCAUGGAGAAAGGAGUAGGUUUCUGAACUUGCUACCCUGAGUUCAGAACCCAAAGGGAACAGAGGCACCGAGACACUGAACUUCUGCAAGAGCUCCUGGGAAGCAGCUUCAGCCCAGGAACUGUGUCCACCCAUCUGUGUUCCAUACAGAUUCUAUUGCUGGGAGGCUGCUCUGUUAUUUGGUCCAAAAUUAAAUUUCUUUUCAGAGAAAACCAAAAGCAGUUCAGUCAGAGCUAUAUUAAGGCUUGGACUGUGCUUUGCAUAAUUAUACAGCAGCAGAGCAAGAGCCUCCUUUGUAAUUAGUGCCUGUGAGCAAUCGAGGGGCAGAGCCUGGGCAGGGAUGUGGUAGCACCCAAGUCUUAUUUCCUCCACUGUGAACCAACUGGCUGAGCUGGCAUGAGGCAAGGCAGUGACGCUGUGACCCGAUGCCACAAACCACUACCUGCCUGAGGAGGAAAACUUUGGGUAAUCAAACCCUACAGCUGGGACAUGUAGCACAUGGACCCCUCUGCCCUCCAGGAUGGCACAGAAGGCCUUUCAGGCAUUUCAGCAGAUUUUCCUCACUCAAGGGC